Messenger RNA from Lucilia cuprina (Australian sheep blowfly), 11854 nucleotides. RefSeq names its product trichohyalin (gene brp). Lineage: Eukaryota; Metazoa; Arthropoda; Insecta; Diptera; Calliphoridae. Gene Ontology annotation, biological process: maintenance of presynaptic active zone structure; neuromuscular synaptic transmission; regulation of synaptic plasticity. The transcript has 18 exons. Gene Ontology annotation, molecular function: structural constituent of presynaptic active zone. The record is from RefSeq and is a predicted model, not a curated record. Bases 2997 to 8789 code for a protein of 1930 amino acids. Gene Ontology annotation, cellular component: cytoskeleton of presynaptic active zone.
UAGUCCGGACAACUUUAUAUGCUACUCUAUAAAGGUAUUAUGUUCAGAAACUAGUUUUCGUUUAAGUAGUUUCUUUUUAAUCAGUGUUCCGGAGGGUGAUAUUUGGUUUAACUUAGUGAUGUCUAUAAUCCUGUGUUUCGACCCACAAUACAUGCACCAUACCAACCGUGGACUUUUUUGUUGUGAGGAGGCUACUCGCUCUCUCUUCAGGGUCUCGCUUGUGUUUUUAAUGCCGCCCUCAUUGCGUUGAACGGCUUUGCAAUCAUUAAAUCAAAUUCCUAGAGUUUCUUCUCUUCAUAAAAAAUUCUUCGACUUUUAUGUUGCUGAUUAUUUCCAAGUUAUUUGGUACGCUUGACCAUAUUUCGUGACAAUAUUUUAUUGCUAUCAAUGUCCACCUGUCUAUCUGUUAAAACACGAUAGAGUCCAAACGUGGCAAGAAAGAAAGCUGAAAUUUUGCACAAAUAUUUUUAGUUGGUGUAUAGGUCCACGAUUUCACUUAGCCCCCAUAUAAGGUAGCCUUCAUAAAAUUACUUAUUUAUUUUAAAAUAAUGGAACCAUAAUUGACAUAUAAACUACACCUCAGAAAAAUGACUAUAACGCUCAUACCUUGCCAGGUUUAAUAGCCUAUAACUGUAUAUAAAAUUUUAUAAGAAUUGGACUACAGUUGAUCCUAUCUUCUUCAGAAAAAUACUAUAACGUUCAUAACUUCAUUCAAAAUUCAAGUAUAGCAACGAAAUUCUAUUGAAACAAGUUUUAUGGGAACUGAAAUCUUCCCGCUUAAUUUUAUAACGAAAUUUUAUAACGAUCGGAGGACAAUUGAUACUACUCCAUGUAUGAGAUCUCCUUGAAAAUAUUACUUAAACAUUCAUAAAAAGUUUUAUCGGAACUAAAAUAUUUUUGCUCAAUUUUAUAAGAAUCGAAUACAAUGCUUUAAUUUCAUAUGGAUCGUUUUAUAAUUGACCCUAUCCGCUAUAUAAGGUCUUCUUCAGAAAAUGACUUUAGCCCUAAAAACUGUCUUAAAAUCAUGGAGAGGAAAGCAUUUCAAUGUAACAAAAUUUAUUGAAACCAACAUAUUUGUCAAAUUUAAAUUAAAAUCCCUAUUUACAAAGAUUUAACGCUAACUUCAUACUUUGAAUUUAUAUAGUGUUCACAAAUGAAUUUUGUGACCUCCACUGAUCUCAAUAUAAUGCCACCAAUUUCCGACAUGUUAAAUGUCCACCUACUUUUUUGUGGAAAUUUUUUUUGUUUUCGACGCGGUGACACCUGAACCUUUUACAUUAAUAUCACAUAAAAAAAUAUUAUUUACGUUUUGUAUGCAUCAAAAACUAUAUUUUUUGUAUUGUUUAUUCACCUUUUUGCAUAUAAAAGUUUUGUAAACAAUUGUUUACUACAGAAAAAUGUAGGUAAUAUACUAAAUAUUUACGUGUAAAGUUAAACUUUAAAUGAAACCAAAUAAAAAAUAUGGAUAUCUUAAAGACAAUUCUAAUGUUCUAAAUAAAGUUAAGAGGUGGAGUUUUAUUUUUCCAAACCGGAGCCACUUGGUCUGGCAUAAUCUGCUGCAUUGCGUAAAAAUUAACAACAAUACUUUUAUGGAGUCUGUCUCUCUCAAGUCGCUUAAGGUUAUGGUCAUAUAAUUUAAAUCGACUAUAAAGAUGCUAGAAAAAGCUCUAGGAUAAACAAUUUUAAACGAUUUUUAAUUUUAGAAACAAUUUUGUUAAUUAUUUUAUAAAAUUCAACGCUUAACGCCUAGCGCCAACAUUCUGUCUAUGAAAUUAUAGUCCUUUGCUGUAGUAUUUUCUUAAAAGCACACCAGAGGAGCUGGCGAAAAAAUAACAAAAACAAUAUUAAAUGUCGUUAAACGAGAACAAGGAUAUAAAGAAUUAACAGAAAGAAAAACAACAACAACAAAGAGACGUUAAUGUUCCGCGUAACAUAAUCUAUUGUUGGAAUGAAGCAUUAAAGCACAAACACAUACUCACAAAAUAGAUGUAGUACGUUUUAGUUUACCAAAAAAAAGAAAUCAAUACUUUCAACAGCUUUAAUGUAAACCCUUAAAAAGCUUUCAUACGCACAGAGAGGAAAUAACACUACUAAUGAAAUCAAUGUAGGGAGAGAGAGAACAAACAAAAAAGCUUGAGCUAACACUUACAAAUGCAAAUAGAAUAAAACAUUUACACAACAAAAAAUAAAACAUAUGCACUUGGAGAGUAAAAAAAUAGCUUUAGCAAAGCUUUUUCUUGCAUUGGAAUGCACUUUUGAAGGCCUACCGAGCAUUAAAGCUACGUAUGUAAGGGCAGUUGUAUAAGCAACGUUUAAGGUUUUGAAACACGAAACGAAGCAACGCGCGAGAGUGUGUGUCGUUCAAAUACAAAUAUUUCAACAUAAAAAAAAGAAAUAAAAAAAUCAUUUAUACUAAAAAUAGCUUUACUAUUGGACACAAAAUAUUUAAGAAAAAAUUCUAAUAAUUAAAAUUUUGCAAAAAGAAAUUCAAAGAAAAUUUGUUCUUAAAAAAUGUAAAAGAAGCAAAAAAAGCAAGACGGCGGCGCGUUAAAUAAAGUGCUAAAAAUGUGUUAAAGAAAAAAAUUUCAAGUUUGUUUGAGGCAAAAUAGAAUCGUCAACUCAAAGCAAUUGUUACAAAAAAAUACAUCCUUUUAAAAGGAUAUACACAUAAUUUUUGAUUCCCCUGGUGCCUUUACACAACACACGAAACAAAUAAAAGCAAUUAAAUUGAGUGGCAAACAAAAAAUUUUGAAUCACAAAUCUUUAACUAAACUAAAAAAAUUAUUAAGAAAACAAGUCAAUUAAUUACCUCAAAAAAAGAAGACACUUAAAAACGUAACCAACAACAAAUUUCAAUUAGUAUUAUCUACCAACAAAAACAAAAUAUAUAAAUAAUUAAUUAAUUAAAUAAAAUAUAAUAAAACUAAAUACGAGCACCCAACAAAAAGCAAAGAAAAAACCAAAACAAAAAAACCAUUUCAAAUCGCCCUUUUCAGAUGUACGGUAACUAUGCGCCAGCUGGAAGCCCACCGUUGCCAGAUAUUAUAGGACAAUAUUAUUCUCCAGGUUACGGAGCUCCUGGGCCAUAUGAUUUGUAUGGAGGACCUUCGACAUCGGCUGGCUACUUGUAUGAUCCUGCGGCUGUGGCCGCCAGUUAUUAUGGUCAAACCUCGCCCAUACGUAGGCGCCGAUACAGCAUUGCUGGCCUGCCAUCGGCCUCAAUGAUGAACGAUUAUUACGGUUACCAGCCGGUGGGUCCACAGCCCCUGCAUCAGUCUUCCUCUUCGAAUAUUAUUAAUUUGCUCAACGAGGCUCACAAGUCGAUAUCGCGCUCCUCCCAAAUACUCGGCCAUCACGCACGUCUGGCUCAAGCCCAACAGGCUGCCGCCCAAACCGUCACACCGCUAACGCACUAUCCCGGUCGCGUCAUAUCUAGUUAUCCCACUCUGCAUCCGGGUGAUACCUCGCCGCCCUAUCUGAACGAUAACCUAAUGCAAAUGUCCGCGAGUUUCUCGUCGCAGCCGAACAUGUACUUCCAGCAAUACACACAACCACCUCAGACGGCACCCGGCCAACUGGGCAUGGGCGGUAUGGUUGGUGGAACGCGUUUAAGACCCGCGUACUCGGUAUCGAAUCUGAACUAUCUCAAUUAUCCCAGUGGUGUAGGGGUGGGUGUAGGUGGCGUCGGCUUGGGCGGCAGUAAAUAUGCGACGACAGCAGGUGGUGUGGCCGGCAGUAGUUAUAUAAACCCGUACUCUCAAACCCUAUACAAUCCAUCUGAUGUGAAUGCCUACAAUGUCAAUAACAUUAUGCAACAGCGCAACUUAAUGUCAUCUCUACACGCCUCGAAUCCCGCCAUAUCGCAACUCUAUCAGCAGCAUCAGCAUUUACCAUCACAGCAGCAACAACACCAGCAGCAGCAACAAUACAAUACGCACCAGCAAAUGCUGGCUCAUAAUAUACAACAGCAAUUCGCUGGCACCCAACAUUAUGCUCACCAAAUACCGCCCAGCACACAUCCCUCAGCUCAUAUACAUGCCUCCGUACAGCAACAGCUGAAUCCGGAUCAUCAAUUUCACAUACACCAGCACCAGAACCACUUGCAAACACAUCCGCUGGCCGCUCUGGCCAGCACGACGGCACCCUUCCCGGCCACCCUGACAAGCAGCGCUCUGCACGAUGUGCGCAGCGCCAUGGGUGGUGGAGGCGGUGGGCUUGGUGUUGGUCUCGGUAGCAGUGGUUUAUCUGGUUCCGGCGGAGCUGCAUACGAUCACUUACUACACACCUCAUAUCCGCACCAUCAUCUGCAACACACUCACUCGCACAUGCAGCAUCCGUUGUCGGCAACAACUUCAUUAGGACACUCAUACUCUCAUCAUCCGCAUCACAUGUCACCAUAUUCGAAAAUAGAUUUAGAUUAUCCAAAAAUGCCACAAGAGCAAAAACGACAAUUGGACGAAUUCCGUCUUGAAAUACAGAGGAGGGAUCAGGAAAUAUUGGCAAUGGCGGCCAAAAUGAAAACAUUGGAAGAACAACAUCAGGACUACCAGAGGCACAUUGCGGUCUUGAAAGAGUCGUUAUGUGCCAAAGAGGAACACUACAACAUGUUGCAGUCUGAUGUUGAAGAGUUGAGAGCCCGUCUCGAGGAGAAGAAUCGUUUGUUGGAGAAAAAGAAUCAGGGUACCAUGCAGACAGUUCAGGAACGCAAUCGUCUUACCAGCGAGCUAACCGAACUCAAGGACCAUAUGGAAAUUAAAGACCGUAAAAUCUGUGUACUCCAACGAAAGAUUGAAAACUUAGAGGAUUUGCUCAAGGAGAAAGAUAACCAGGUGGAUAUGGCUCGUGCACGGUUAUCGGCAAUGCAAGCUCAUCAUAGCAGUUCGGAGGGCGCUCUCACAAGUCUCGAAGAGGCCAUUGGCGACAAAGAGAAGCAAAUGGCUCAACUGCGAGAACAGCGAGAUCGUGCCGAACAUGAGAAACAAGAAGAACGUGAACUGCAUGAGCGUGAAAUUGCCGAUUACAAAAUUAAAUUGCGUGCCCUCGAAAGUGAAGUUGAAAAGCUAAAUACUCGCCUUGAACGUGCCGUCACUGAACGUGAACGUUUAGAAAUCAAGCUUGAGGCUUCACAAAGCGAAUUAGGCAAAUCGAAAGCCGAAUUGGAAAAAGCCACCUGUGAAAUGGGACGCAGCAAUGCCGAUUGGGAGACCACCAAACAGCGUAUAGCACGCUUAGAACUCGAAAACGAACGACUCAAACACGAUUUGGAACGUUCACAGAUGCAGCUAGAUGAACAAACCACACUACAUAAAUCGGUUCAGAAAUUAUUACAUGAAUCUGGAAAAAUAUCGACAACAUUUGGUCGCACAACUUUAACAACUUCCCAAGAGCUGGAUCGAGCACAAGAGCGCGCUGAUAAAGCAGCUGCCGAACUGAGACGUACCCAAGCCGAGCUCAGAGUCACUCAGGGCGAAACAGAUAAACGUUUUUCGGAUGCGGAAAGAGCUCGCGAGGAAGCGGCCGCCCUGCAGGAGAAACUGGAAAAGAGCCAGGGUGAAGUGUAUAGACUGAAAGCUAAAUUGGAAAAUGCCCAGGGCGAACAGGAAAGUUUGCGUCAAGAACUGGAGAAAGUACAAGGUGGCAUUUCACGUAUACACGCUGAUAGAGAUCGGGCCUUCUCUGAGGUGGACAAGAUGAAGGAAGAAAUGGAACGUACCCAAGCCACUUUAGGUAAAGCACAAUUACAACAAGAAAAACUACAGAAUGCUUUGGAUAAGGCACAAAACGAAGUGGAUCAUUUGCAAGAGAAACUCGAUAAGGCGGGAGCCGAUAAUCGUCGUUUGGUCUUGGAGAAGGAGAAACUGACAUACGACUAUGACAAUUUGCAAUCACAAUUGGAUAAGGCUUUGGGCCAGGCAGCUCGAGUACAAAAGGAACGUGAAACUCUUACAUUAGAUACCGAUCGUAUUCGCGAGAAACUCGAAAAGGUUCAGAUACAACUGGCACGUGUCCAGAAGGAACGUGAUCAAUUCUCCGACGAAUUAGAAACUCUUAAAGAGCGAUCAGAAUCAUCACAAACACUGCUUCAAAAAGCAGCACGCGACCGAGAAGCCAUGCAAACCGAUUUGGAAGUACUCAAAGAACGUUACGAAAAAUCGCAUAAUAUCCAACAAAAACUUCAGAUGGAACGCGAUGAUGCUGUUACAGAAGUGGAAAUUCUCAAGGAGAAAUUGGACAAAGCUUUGUAUGCCAGUCAGAAACUUAUUGACGAAAAGGACACUUCAAAUAAAGAAUUUGAAAAAAUGCUGGAGAAAUACGAUCGUGCUCAGAAUGAAAUUUAUCGCCUGCAAUCACGGUGUGAUACCGCUGAAGCAGAUCGUGCUCGCUUGGAGGUUGAGGCAGAGCGUUCUGUACUCGCCGCAUCAAAGGCACGAGAAGAUCUUCGCAAGCUUCAAGAGGAAAGCACUCGUUUACAAGAAGCCUGUGAUAGAGCUGCACUGCAACUUAGUCGCGCCAAGGAAUGCGAGGAUAAUGCUCGUGCUGAACUCGAACAUCAUAGGGAGCGUUAUGAUAAAAUACAAACCGAUCUGCGUCGUACACAGGGCGAGAAGGAGCAUUUACAAUCAGAACUCGAGCGCGUCAGCUAUGAGUUGGAGCGAGCUCAUGCUGCUCAAAGUAAAGCCAGUGCCAGUGUUGAAGCUGCCAAAGACGAGUGUGCUCACUAUGCUAUUGAACUUGAAAAGAUGCGAGAUCGUUAUGAAAAGAGUCAGACAGAACUUAGGAAACUACAAGAUACCGAGACCUUUGGACGAGAAACACGUCGUCUUAAAGAGGAAAACGAGCGUCUGCGAGAAAAACUGGACAAAACCCUUAUGGAACUCGAGACAAUACGCGGCAAAUCCCAAUACGAAUCAGAAACGUUUGAAAAAUACAAGGACAAGUAUGAAAAAAUUGAAAAUGAAAUUGCCACCAUGGAAUCUAAACUCCACGAAACAUCCUUGCAACUUGAACUGUCCAAGGGAGAAGUGGCCAAGUUGUUGGCCAAUCAGGAAAAGCAACGUAGCGAAUUGGAAAGAGCUCAUAUUGAACGAGAAAAGGCUAGAGAUAAACACGAGAAGUUACUAAAGGAAGUAGAACGUCUUAGAUUACAACAAGCCUCCGCCAUUAGUCCCGCUGAUUCAGUGCGUACAUCUUCACUUUCGGCUGGUGAACGCCAAGAAAUUGAUCGUCUUAGAGAUCGCUUAGAAAAAGCCUUGCAGUCCCGCGAUGCCACCGAACUGGAAGCAGGACGUUUGGCUAAGGAACUGGAGAAAGCUCAAAUGCAUUUGGCCAAACAACAGGAAACCAACGAAUCGACUCGUAUUGAAUUUGAACGUAUGUCUGCAGAACUUGGUCGUCUUCAUGACCGUCUCGAAAAGGCCGAAGCUGAGAAAGAAACUCUAAGACAGUCUGCCAGAAACGGAGCCGCAGAAAAACCUCAUCCACAACUUGAAAAACACAUACAACAGCUGGAGGCAGAUUGCAAACAGCUGUCAAUCGAACGGGAACAAUUAGUGCAUCAAUUAGAAAAGAGCCAGGAAAUCCUAAUGAACUUCCAAAAAGAACUUCAAAAUGCCGAAAGCGAACUCCAAAAUGCACGAGAAGAAAACCGCAAAUUACGCAAUGGCCAACCCGUGGCUCCUGCCGCACCAGCCGAAAUUCAAGCAAUGCAAAAGGAAAUACAAACAUUGCAACAGAAACUCCAAGAGUCCGAAAAGGCGGUACAGGCGGCGGGUGCUGCUGCCCAAGGCGGAGCCUCACGAGAGGAAAUUGAACAAUGGCGCAAAGUUAUCGAGGCUGAAAAGAACAAGGCCGAUAUGGCAGAUAAGGCGGCUCAAGAGAUGCAUAAACGUUUACAGAUGAUGGAUCAGCAUAUUAAGGAACAACAUGCUCAAAUGCAGAAAAUGCAACAACAGUUGCAACAGCAAGCACAACAACAACAGCAACAACAACAAGCACCUGCGAAUACACAAGAAAUCCAACAACUCAACCAAGAACUGGAGAAAGUCAAAGCAGAACUUCAAGCUGCCACAACACAAAGAGACCAAUUCCAACAGCAAUUGGAAAUUUUGGUUGAGGAACUACAAAAGAGUCAGGUUGCCAACCAGGAACAAGCGAAACAAUUACAAGCUGCCCAACAACAAAUACAACAGCUACAGCAACAAAUACAACAGAUUAGCCAAGCGGGAGGAGCAAAUGCUGCGGCCAGCGAAGCACAAAAACAACAAUUGGAACAACAACAAAAACAACUGGAAGAAAUACGCAAUCAAAUCGAUAAUCAAGCCAAGGCGGUUGAAAGUGAACGCAAAAUUAUCGAAGAACAGCGCAAACAAAUCGAAGCCAAGCGCAAAGAUAUCGAAGAGAAGGAGAAGAAAAUGGUCGAAUUCGAUGUUCAACUGCGCAAACGAAAAGAUCAAGUGGAUCAAUUAGAAAAGUCUCUGCAAGCUCAAGGAGGUGGUGCUGCAGCUGCAGGAGAACUUAACAAAAAACUCAUGGAAACUCAAAGACAAUUGGAAGCUUGCAUCAAAGAAUUACAAAAUACCAAAGAAGAACACAAGAAGGCAACAGCGGAAACAGAACGAUUACUCAAAUUGGUACAGAUGUCUCAAGAAGAACAGAAUGCCAAGGAAAAGACAAUUAUGGACUUGCAACAAGCCUUAAAGAUUGCCCAAGCAAAAGUCAAACAAGCACAAACACAGCAGCAACAACAACAAGAUGCUGGACCAGCUGGAUUCUUAAAGAGCUUUUUCUAAACAUAACAAAAUUAAAGAAAACAAAAAUUAUUAUUCUAUCUCUCUCUACACUAACUACACUACAGUUUACAGUUUCUACUAUAUAUUUGUACAUUUGUUGUUGUUCUUGCUUAUACUUUUUUCCAAACAUCAAUUAUCAAAACAAAAACAAAAUAAUUAAUAAAACAAAAGUCAGUAUUUACAUACUCUAUACUCUUUAAAAAAUAAAAUACAAAAAACAAAAAAAUGGAAAAACAAAAUGGAAAAAAAUUUAACAAAAAAACUCAAAUUCAAAAUAUUUUUUCUACUAUUUAUACAUAAUUAAGAAAACCUCUCUAAUACUGCUAAUAAUUGCUUUAUAUUUAAAUUUAAUAAAAUUAUGUCUUUGUACAAUAUUUAAGUUCCAUCAAAUAUACAUAAUUCGUCUAAUUUCGUACUUUUUUUUUCAUUUAUAAUUUUUUCAAAUUAUUAAAUUAUUUAUUUUUUACUUAGAAAACAAUUUUUGUGUGAAUUGUGCCCACUGAUGAAUUGGUCAUGAUAUAUUUAAAUAAAUUAUAAUAAAAUAAUUAAUAAAUAAUAAACAUUAAAAAAACAUAAUGUGAUGUCAUACAUAAAUAAUUCAUAAUCUAACUAUAAAUAAUAUAUAAUAUAUAAUUUGUCAAAUAACUAAAUAAAAACAGCAUAUAUACAAAAAGCAAACCAACAUGAAAAAAAAUUACUAAAUAAAUUUAGUAAAAAAAAAUUAUAUAAAAAUUAAAAAAAAAAUAAUACCGCAUACCAUACAUAUUCACUUUAAAAAAGGCAACAAAAAAUGUUAGUAGUUAAAUAUUUAUUAUUAUUAUAAUUAUUAUAUUAUAUUAACAAUAAUUACAUUAUAGACCCCCCGCCCCUGUUAUAGUUAGAGUAAAUUUAAUUAAGAAAAAAAGUUGAAAAAAAAAUAAUAAAAAUUAUAUAAAUAUUAAUUAAUAAUUUAGUGUAUAUAAUUAGUCAAAAAAUAAAAACAAAAAAAACAUAAUUUUUAUUUUGUUUAUUAAAGAAAAAUUAUGCAAAAAAGUAACCAAAAUAAAUUAAAAAAGGGAAAGAGUUAAAAAAAGUAGAGUUAUUGUUACUAAAAUUAAUAUUUAAAUAAAGUUUUCAAUUCAAUCAGCAAUUAGCCACAACACCAUUCAAAUAGUAUUUCACAAUCAAAUCCUAUAACUAUCCGUUUCCUCCAGCCAUUUAUUUAGUUGUGUAACUUUUGAAUAACUUCACCGGAAAUAGUUAAAACAAUUAAAGACUGAUUUUAAUUGCUAAAUAAAUUGUUUGUCAAAGGUUAACUAUAAAUUAUCUAAGUUGGUUUUAUACUUAAUUUAUUACAGCGCGAUUUAAUAAUGAAAGUGAAAAUUUUAAUGUUAUAGUCAAAACCCAAAAAUUUUUAAGUCGACAGAUUGGACUUUCAACUGAUUUUACAAAUUUUAUAAAUAAAUUUGUCUUGGCUCUGUUAUAACCUCUCAAAAGCUUUAUGACACGAUAUCUGAUAAACCUCAUAAGAUUUGGUUCGCCACCGUUCAAUACUUUUGAAAUAGAUAUACUUUGGUCUCUGGGUUAAAAAUGUUUAAAUAAGAAACAAUGUUAUUUUCAAAUUCUUUAUAUCUUUUUAGAAAACUUGGAAUAGCUCAGUUUAAGGAAUAGCAUCCAUAUUAUUAAUGUUUAGUAAUACUAACGACAAGUGUUUAAUUCAGAUACCAAAGUAUACAUUCUAAAGAACUGAGUCCUACUGAAUCAGAUGAUAUAAAAUAUUUUAUAAAUAAAGUUGUCUCCGAGUCUCAAAAAGGGCCAAAAAUGGAUUUUUUUUCAGGACACGAUAUCUUAAUUCCAAAUGUGAUGGAAUAAAAUUAGAUUGGGAUUCAGCGCUAUUCAAUCCUUUAGAGUUGCGACUUUUAAGAACUCAUUUAUACUCAAGUUAUACUCAAGUUACCAUAUAUUAAUUAGGAUCUUCUUUCUUAAAGAUCCCAUACGCACUUCAAUUUCCUACGUUUUAUAAGGCAAGUAGGAGUUGGAAACUAUCGAACACUUACUUUGCCUCUGGCCUACUAUUUCAGGAAUAAUGAAUCAGUUUUUUUAUGGUCUGAUGGCAUAAAAUAAGAGAUCUAUGUAGUAUUUUUAAUAUUUAUUCAUGCCUCAGAAUGGUACGAUUUCAUGUAAAACACGAUAUGUUAUGACCAAUGGGUAGAUCGAGAUAGGAUACUAGAGUAAAACAAUGGAUCCAGCAUAUGGUUUAAGUAUUUGCAAAAUAUUUUAAAACCUUCUAUUGCGGCUGGUGAAUAGCAAUUCCACUUUAGUAUGCAGUUGUAUGAUGUCCUAGAAAACUGAACUUCACCUCACAAGAUCCCGUAAUUUUUGCAUUAUGGUCUACGGUCGAACCGUGCUAAGAUUGUAUAGUAUGGCAGCACGUAUGUGAUUGUCCUCUUUCAUUUCCAAAUCUUUCUGAAGCUAUGGCAUAAAAUCCGAAAUUUAGCAUAUUCCUAAAACUUACAAGUAGAAUAAGAAGGAUCGGGUGUGAACUAGAUUUUUUUGUCAAAGUAAAAGUUAAAAACGUUAAAUAUUAACAUUUUCGGCUUUCGAAGCGUCUGUAAACUACAUAUCGGUUAUUUGAAACCCCAAUUAUUAAUUAACACAUAUUAAAAAUACAAUUGUUCAAUUCACAAUCGGUGUUGUACGGUUGUAUCGUAGUAUGUUGUAUUUGUUUUGCUAUGGAUUUGUGUUUGUUUUAAAAAAUUUUAUUUGAAAAAUUUUUAUGACAUACAACGAUACGACAUCGAUUAUGAAUUGGACAAAUUUGUUGUAGUGAUAUUAUUUAGUCCUAAAAACAUGUAUAUUAUAAUCACAUACAAAAAGUCUCACUUUUUCUUGAAAGAGAAAUAGUUACUUGACAAAUAAAAAAUGUGCAAUUUUGUUUCCACAUUACUUAUAUACACUGUUAUCCGAUUGGAAUAGAUAGAACUGAAUAAUUGUUUUGAAUAUGAAUCCUUUGGGAUCAAUUUGUUAAUUUAGUAGUUUAAAUGAUUGUUCAUAUGUAUCAAAAGGAAGCGGCGUUAUCCGAUUAA